AAAUCGACCAAGUCCAGUGUGUGUGUGUUUAUUUUACUUGGAAUUAGUUUAGUUGCAGUUUUAUCAACAUUUUUGAUACCAAUCAUUAUGUCUUCAGUAUGUUGUGGAACAAAAAAACAGAAGCUGAACAAUUCUUUCGGCAAUCAUGUCGAUCGACCUAUAAACGGCUAUCCAGAAUCUGUAGCUAUUCCUGAUAUGUGUUACUUUUGCUUUGAUGUGUUGUAUUGUCAGCUGCAUAGCAUGGAUCCUCCACAAACGCCAAACUUUACGAAUGAUGCAUAUCCCCUCUUUGUGACCUGGAAGAUAGGAAAGGAACACCGUCUCAGGGGUUGCAUUGGAACUUUCAAUGCUAUGCAUUUACACUCAGGAUUGAGAGAGUACGCAAUAACUAGUGCUUUAAAAGACUCCCGCUUUUCGCCGAUUACUCGCGACGAGGUGCCUCGUUUGACUGUCUCUGUGUCCAUUCUCCAACAUUUUGAAGAGGCUGAACAUUAUCUUGACUGGAAGCUUGGCAAACAUGGUAUCCGCAUAGAAUUUGUCAGUGAACGAGGCUCCAAACGCACUGCAACCUACUUACCUCAAGUGGCUACUGAACAAGGUUGGGACCAAAUUCAAACAAUUGAUUCCCUCUUGCGAAAGGGUGGAUACAAAGCUGCUAUUACUCCAGAUAUGAGACGCAGUAUCAAACUCACUCGUUACCAAUCUGAAGAAGUGUCUGCAUCUUAUAAUGAUUAUGUGAACCAACGGUGCUAGCAAACAAUACCCGUGCCCUGUGGCCAAACAGGACUUGCAGACAAUACAUUCACAAACAAAUUGUAUUGGACGAGUGCAGGUGGAUAUGUUAGUAAUGUAGUUUCUAGAUAUUAUACUAUACCAUACGCAAGAGGAGUUAAAGGUCAGAAUUAUGCUCAAAGUGAAUCCAGCCCCACUAGAUCUUGUUACAUCGACAUGGUAUGAAGUUAAAUAUCACUGCCAAUUACAUUCCUCAGAAUGGGAAAUGGUGCCAUCAACGAUAGUUGAGCUGACAUUUUGUUGCGAAUGUGAAAUAUUUACAAAAUGAAUAACCUAAAAGCGAAACCACAUUGUUUCGUUGCGUCGCCAGGUCGCAAUAAUCGCAUCACAGAUAUUAUGUCAUUGGAUGACAUAUGUGUGAUGCGACAAUGUGAUAAAUAAAUCAUGCUUGUGAUUAAUUAUUUAUUUCACCGAUUCUCACCAAUGGAUACCCAUCUACAAUAAUAUCGGCCAAUCAGAACACAUCUGUUGAAAAAACGCGUCCGCGAAGCAAAUCACUAAUAGAGAUAAAAAAAUGUAUGAGAUAGCUGAUAGACCAUUGACGCUGCGACAACACAACACAUGUGGCUUCGCUCUUGGGGCUAACAUAUUUUACUGAUACCAAUUACCAUAAUGAUCAAGAUUAUGAAAUAUUUUGUUUCUGAAUGAUCAUUGUGUGCCUAAUAUCAUUUAAAUUUUGUAACAAAAUUAAGCAAUAUGUAAAACAAUUUUGCAGCAUACAUGUGAUCAACUAGUGUUUAACUUUAGUUGUGUGGUAAAAUUAGAUGUUCUAGCUGAGAAUGUUCAUAGUAUAGAUCUAGCUAACUUCGCAUUUCUAAGAAAAAGUAAGCUUGUUAAGAUAUACAUAUAACAGUAAUAAUGGAGUAAUAAUAUUGCCUUGAUCAAGUUUUAAGCCAUUAUAAAAAUAUUAGUAUGGGAGCCUUAGAAUUUUUUUUUA
Molecule: messenger RNA, 1729 nt
Organism: Aricia agestis (brown argus)
Lineage: Eukaryota; Metazoa; Arthropoda; Insecta; Lepidoptera; Lycaenidae
Exons: 4
Coding region: 88-753 (221 amino acids)
Source: RefSeq, a predicted model, not a curated record